Messenger RNA from Penaeus monodon (black tiger shrimp), 529 nucleotides. Its product is annotated as pro-resilin-like. Bases 1 to 417 code for a protein of 138 amino acids. The transcript has 2 exons. The record is from RefSeq and is a predicted model, not a curated record. Gene Ontology annotation, cellular component: extracellular matrix. NCBI's taxonomy places the organism in Eukaryota, Metazoa, Arthropoda, Malacostraca, Decapoda, Penaeidae.
AUGAAUGCUAAGAACUCGUUCGAGUACUCUGCGGAAUCUAGAGAAGCAAAGUACGACUUCAGAUGGGCCGUGAAGGACGACUACUCCGGCAACGACUUCGGCCACCAAGAGUCCCGCGACGGCGACCGCACACAGGGGUCCUACUACGUGCAGCUCCCCGACGGCCGCCUGCAGAAGGUGACGUACUACGUGGACGGCGACUCCGGCUACGUGGCUGAUGUCAGCUACGAGGGCGAGGCUCGCUAUGACUCAGCUGAGUCUCGAGAGUACGGCCGGCCAGUGUACUCUCCGCCAAGACCCGUGUACUCCCAGCCAAGGCGUGUGUACUCUUCACCCGAGUCUGAGGAAUCCUUGGAGAUUCCUGUGUACGCUUCGCCCAGACCUAUUUACGGGCCUCCAAGACCAACUUACGGCUGAAUGCAUCGGCCGUUCCCUUUGGUCUGUGUUGUUACAAGACGCAGGUCCUGGAAAUGGUGAAUUAGCGUAAUUAGGGCGGAUUCUAUAUCACAAUAAAUAUAAUAACACCUUU